AUGUUGUCUACAAGUGGAAGUACUUUUGUGGAGAAAGAGUUGGACCUUAAAUGUGCCGAAACAAACCAUAAUAUUUGUUUGGACGAACCAAAAAGACUUGGAUAUUACUCGUUCUAUUACAAUGAAAAAGAAAAUGUUUACUGUCCAGACAAAUCAUCUCUACGGUACUUGGACUUACCUAAUCCAGUGUCUAUCGACUUGCUUCAAGGAUAUGAUCCAAAUACCAAGAAUGGAUAUCAACAGUCGAAAAAUAAAAACUUAUUGCAAUGGAUUCUGGAAAAUGAAACAAUCGUCCGUAACUUUGAUUAUGAUUUCAUCUGUAAUAAUGGUGUAUUGAAAGAUAUUAUGACUUAUCCGUCUUAUAAUCACGAUUGGAACCUUUCUGCUGUCAAAAUCAGAGGGAAAAUCGUUUUAAAUAGAGUCGCUUCGAUUGAGAAGAAAGAAAAAAUUGAUGCGCAAUCAGAAAAAGACAACAAAUCGACUUAUGCAGCUUUCAAUUUACAACGUUUGAUUACCAAGAACAUCAAUCGUUCUGAAUUUCCUUCUGGGAUAGAAAACGGUUCAUUUUUUGGUGUUUUCCACUCAAAGAUUGGGUUGCAUCAAAUUUUGCAUUCAGGUUAUUUGGACUGUGUUGAAAGUGAACAAGAAUUGAAUAAACCUUUCGAGGAAAUGAAGUUUGUUUUGGUUAAGAAGUACAAUGGUCCGAAAGUAUCACAUACAUCUCUUCAUGCCAACACUUGGUGGUCAUUGGCUAAACUUGCUGGAGUUGAUACAAUUGUUCGUGCUAAAUGCGAACAAGAUUUUAUGGUUAAAAAUAUCGAUAGGUUUAAAGUCGACUGGCUAAUCAAUAAACACAGACAAUCGAUUUUUGUGGCUUCAUUGAAUAUGGUUCUUGAUCAUGUCAAGUCAAUUGUUACAGAGGAAAACAAAUGUUACAACUUUUAUUUCAGUGGCCAGGAUAAAAAGUCGACUGGCUACGUGAAGAUGGAUCUAGUAUCGGAGUCCAUCAUCGAAUAUUAA
Molecule: messenger RNA, 1020 nt
Organism: Tetranychus urticae (two-spotted spider mite)
Lineage: Eukaryota; Metazoa; Arthropoda; Arachnida; Trombidiformes; Tetranychidae
Product: decapping and exoribonuclease protein-like
Biological process (GO): nuclear-transcribed mRNA catabolic process; NAD-cap decapping
Cellular component (GO): nucleus; cytosol
Molecular function (GO): mRNA 5'-diphosphatase activity
Source: RefSeq, a predicted model, not a curated record